AAAGAAAAAAGUGUCUCCGUUUCCGUCUCGUCUAACCCUUCGCAACUCCUCCCAGCCGUGCUAGCGCUCCGAGUUUCAUGGAGCCGUCUCCCUUGCCUUCGUUUGUGUUGUGCUCGCAUUUAUGUUUUGCAAAUAUGUCGCAGAUGCGAAGAAGACUGCCAACUUUUAAAGCCUGACAUGCUAUGAAGCUUCUGGCCACGUGUGGUCCGUAACUCUUCGUAAUAUCACUGCGAUGAUUCCUGUGCUUGCCUGAGCUCCCAGCGUUGGCUCGGGGCGCGCUCGAGAAGCAAAAUGCCUGGUAAAGUCAGAGUCAAGCUGUUGGCGGCGAGGAGCCUGCCCAUCAUGGACAGAGCAAGCGAAGCCUGUGAUGCAUUUGGCGAGGUUAAACUUGGAAAUACAUGCUUUAAAACAGAAAUAUGCAAGAAAUCACUCAACCCACAGUGGAACUCCGACUGGUUUCGUUUUGAGGUUGAUGAUGAGGAACUGCAAGAUGAACCGCUGCAAAUCAGGAUAAUGGACUAUGAUACGUAUAGUGCGAACGACGCCAUUGGGAAGGUGUACAUAGACUUGAAUCCUUUGCUUGGAAAAGACGUGGGGUCCACAUUGUCUGGCUGGCUCCCUAUUUAUGACACUAUGCAUGGUAUUCGGGGGGAGGUCAACCUAGUUGUUCGAAUCGACCUAUUUAGUGAUUCUAAUCGGUACCGGGAGUCAUCAUGUGGUGUGCGCUUCUUCUACAGCAGUGGCAUCCCCCAGGGUUACCAUGCCCAUGCCAUACUUGGCUUUGUAGAGGAGCUUGUCGUUAACGACGACCCUGAGUACAAGUGGAUUGACAAGAUUCGUACUCCUCGGGCAUCUAAUGAAGCAAGGCAGACAUUGUUCUCAAAACUCUCUGGUGAAGUUCAGCGGCGCAUUGGCCACAAAGCUUUGGAACUUGGUGGAAACACGGUUGUAGCCUAUCGUCAGUGCUUUGACUUAGAAGGAGAGUCUGGUGUCGUGGUACGAGGCAUCGGCACCGCUGUAACCCUUGUGAGGAUUGGCCAUCCUCUCACCUUGUCACCUUUGAAGGAAACCAUCAGAGAGUCCCCCUCUGAGGAGUCGCCCCCUCACCCCCUCCCUUCACCCCCGAGGAUGACCCCAGUGGCAGCGUUUUCAAGCAUCCCCCUGCAGAGGGCCUCGGACCCGGAUCUCCACGCGGGAGUACCGGCUGCAGCUGCUCUCAGUGCAAGCUCUGGAAGUAGCACUGGUGGUGGGCCAAGGCAGUUUAUCAAUAGGCCUGCGCUGGCGCGGGAAAGUCUGGACAUGCUGGAGUACCCCUUCAUCACCAUGAAGCAAUUUCCACAAGGGUUCAUUCAAAGUAUUGGGGGCGUUGUGUCUGCAAGAUCUGUGAAGCUUCUCGACCAAAUCAACAAUCCUGAUGAACCCGAAACGCGUGAUGCUUGGUGGAUGGAGCUGAGGAAAGAGAUUCGCUCCCAUACACGUUCCCUUGGAUGCAAUGUUGUACUAGGUUACAACGAAACCACAAACAUCUGUGAUGAGGUGGUGAUUCUGUCCGCGAGUGGGACAGCGGUGCUAUUGAACCCAGUGGUGGAUCGAGAGAUGGGAACGGCACCCACGGCAAGGCACUCUGUCGUCCCAGCACCUUCUAACACGGACAAGGAGAAGUCUGCACGCUCAACUGACACCGGCUCAAAGCCUGCAGGAGACAGCCUUGAUGAUGCAACGAGCAAGCUGGACUGCCGGCUAUGCCACAUUCCUUACAAUGAAGCAAGCGUUCCUUUUCAAGCUCAGCUAGUUAAAUGCGGUGUCUGCAGACGUGCCAAGGUGCCUGAUGUUCUCUUCACGACGAUCGAGCCGCCCGCUGGUAUGCCUAUUGUAGGCAAGAGCUGCCUCAUCCAGGCAAGAGUAUGCAGGAACAAGAAGGACCUCAAAGGGGAGCAAAAUGCCCGAGAGAUUAGUGAUAGUCUUCCAUUCCUUGAGAUUGAAUUACAUCGUCAAAUACAGACUAAGCUUAAGCUCAAGAACCUGAAUGGUAUUUUCGGCUUGAAAGUGCAAGUUGCCAUUGGAGAGCGCCUUAUAGCUGGAAUAGCCACUGGAACUGGUGCUUACCUCACAGCAAUACCACUGCCUUCUUUACCCAUUCCAAAGCUACUUAGUCGUCGUCAGGAUCAAACAGCAUCGAAACAGAACGGCAAAUCCACGGGUGACUCUGAUACCAGCGAUGAUGAACGGGUCACUUUUGACAAAAGCCACACAGGAAAAUACGAUGCCUGUGUUGUGGAGUUGGAUGAUACCGAGGAUGCUGUGAAUAUUUUGAGAGAGCCGCAUAUGCCUGAAGGAUUUGCCAUGUGCAACACAGAGGUCAUGCCUGGCAUGGAUGGCUUCAGCUGCAACCUUCAACUGUUUAUGCAAACGUACCGAGCCAAGCUGUUUCCCGGAAUACAUCCAAGUCGAAUACUGUCCCAACACUUCGACCAUAUUAUUCAAAGUCUUUUUGUAAAGCUUCGUAAAUUGGUUCCAUGUUGCUUAGCAAGUUUAAGUUUCCAUAUUGAGCUUCCUGACCAAGAUGAACUGCAGGUGGCUGUUGUCGGGACUGCUGUCAGCUUGGAUGAUUGUGCUGCGGAAGCUGAGGUGAUUGCCAAACCCAAGCCCGUGUCAGCCUCCACUGAAGCAGAGCAGGAGCUAAUAUUUAGAAUGGAUGAGGAAAAACACACCGACCAAGCGCCGCCUCUUAGUCAGAAGCAGACCAGGUUCCCAAGGCUUUCCAAUUUAAGAUACCAGGAACUGUGCUGUGGAAGGCACGGUGUUGACCUGACAUCUCUCGACCAUAUGCCAGGGGGAAAGAUUGAGAAGUACUUGGGCAACCUCGACUUCUUCUUUAUUCGUGAGGGUACGAGCAUACGAGAGGAAGGUGGCCUUAAUGGCUUCGUACAGGGCUUCAUGACUGAAAUCUUGGCAAUAGUACGAGCUCAUGUGGCAUCAUUAGGAGGCAAUGCAGUCGUGGCUUUUCAGAUGACUCAAUGUGUCUUGCUGCACAAUCCACACAAGAAUCAGGGACAGUGCUUAAUAAAUGUGGCAGGUGAUGCUGUGCUGAUCCAUUACCACUCACAGAUACCUGAUGCAGAAACAUCUGAAAACACAUUGUCACCCUGUUGAAAUAAAAAAAUGCUCUCUCAAA
This is a messenger RNA of Rhipicephalus sanguineus (brown dog tick), 3175 nucleotides long. Its product is annotated as C2 domain-containing protein 5. Lineage: Eukaryota; Metazoa; Arthropoda; Arachnida; Ixodida; Ixodidae. Gene Ontology annotation, molecular function: calcium-dependent phospholipid binding; calcium ion binding. Gene Ontology annotation, biological process: positive regulation of protein targeting to membrane; positive regulation of vesicle fusion; positive regulation of D-glucose transmembrane transport. Bases 292 to 3153 code for a protein of 953 amino acids. Gene Ontology annotation, cellular component: plasma membrane. The record is from RefSeq and is a predicted model, not a curated record. The transcript is spliced from 31 exons.